GGGAGCUGGGUGGGGCCCGAGAUGCCCCCAUCCCGAUCUCGCCGGGCGGGAGGAGCUUCACCUGGAGGGGAGUUUCACCGAUGCCCCCAUUGCACCCUAAGGCCCGUGCCCGAGGAGCCGGAGGAGACCCGGGCCUGAGAUGUCUGGGAAGCCCGCAGGGAAUAAGGGCAGGGCCGGCGGCACGAGAGAGGAGCAAGAAGGUUCACUUUGUGCUCAGCAUUGCUUGAAUAACCUGUUACAAGGAGAAUACUUCAGCCCUGUGGAAUUAUCUUCAAUUGCACACCAGCUAGAUGAGGAAGAGAGGAUGAGAAUGGCAGAAGGAGGAGUUACUAGUGAAGACUAUCGCACAUUUUUGCAGCCUUCUGGAAAUAUGGAUGACAGUGGCUUUUUCUCUAUUCAAGUUAUAAGCAAUGCCUUGAAAGUUUGGGGUUUAGAACUAAUCCUGUUUAACAGUCCAGAGUAUCAGAGGCUCAGGAUCGAUCCCAUAAAUGAAAGAUCAUUUAUAUGCAAUUAUAAAGAGCACUGGUUUACAGUUAGAAAAUUAGGAAAACAGUGGUUCAACUUGAAUUCUCUCUUGACGGGUCCAGAACUAAUAUCAGACACAUACCUUGCACUUUUCUUGGCUCAGUUACAACAGGAAGGUUAUUCUAUAUUUGUUGUUAAGGGUGAUCUGCCAGACUGUGAAGCUGACCAACUCCUACAGAUGAUCAGGGUCCAACAGAUGCAUCGACCAAAACUUAUUGGAGAAGAAUUAGCACAACUCAAAGAACAAAGAGUCCAGAAAACAGAUCUAGAACGCGUCUUAGAAGCAAACGAUGGAUCAGGAAUGUUAGACGAAGAUGAGGAGGAUUUGCAGAGGGCUCUGGCACUAAGUCGCCAAGAAAUUGACUUGGAAGAUGAAGAAGCAGAUCUCCGCAGGGCCAUUCAGCUCAGCAUGCAAGGUACUUCCAGAAAUAUAUGUCAAGAUACUCCACAGACGUCAGGUACACAUCUUACUUCAGAAGAGCUACGGAAGAGAAGAGAAGCCUACUUUGAAAAGCAGCAGCAGCAGCAGCAGCAAGAUCCACCAGGACAUCCAUGUGAAAAGCCGAACACAAGUUCAGGAGCACUUGACAGUGAUCUAGCUUUGCAUUCAAAGUAUGGUUGGAGCAUCUACACCCUCAGAGCUUCUGAGAAAUGCAGAGUUUCAGGCCACACUCCCACCUACUGGAUCAGAACCUGCAUUUUUAACAAGAUCCCCAGGGGAUUCACAUGCAGAGUGAAUUUGAGAAGCAUUUUUUUAUGGCUGUGGUGAUGAAUGAAGCAGGUCAGGGGAAGCCACUGAUUCUCCAUUCCAGCUACAGCAAGUGCUGCCGGAAGGCCCGUUGUUACUGGAUCCUCUGAUCUUUUCUAAGAGAGGCUAAGAAGUCCAUAUUUUUAUUUGAAAUCUGAUUUUAAAAUGUUGGCUCAGUUGCUUUUUUAACCCUGAGAGCCAAGCAGAGCACAUUAGUGACAGUUUUAAGCGUGCCAUUUUUCCUCAUUUUAUCUAACUCCGGACACCAGACUAACAAUUGGAAUCCACCUGGACUGAUUGAGGGUUAUAGAAUCCUCAGGUUUUAUAAUGAGCGUUGUAUAUCCAUUUUAGCUUUACUUAGGGUUGGGCACGAAUUUUGAAACAAAAAUUUCAAAUUGAUCACAUGCAUCUUUUUAGCAUAACUUCAUAGCUUAGUCCUCAGAUGGACCAAUCCAUUGAAUUUGGAUGCCACCAAAUGACUCUGAUGUAAUCAACAUCACCUGUGGGCCCUAUGAAACGUACAAGUUGAUUUGAAUGCCCAUUUUAUGGUUAGCUAAGAACUUUUCUAAAGGAUAGGCAAACUUCGGGUUGUCCUUAUCCUGAAGAUUUGCGUGUUUCUGGAUCCUUUCAUCCAUUUUGUGUCUGCAUUGCCAAUGCUCAUCGUUUAAUUUUAUAGGUAAUUCGGGUCCAGCUGACCUCUUACGCCUCUACUCUUGACAUUUCCCCUUUUCACACUAUGGUCCUAGCAGGCCUCCUUAUAGGUCUUCAAAGAAGCCGAGUUCUUUCUCACCCCCAGGCACCCUAACACUCUCGUUUGCCCCUUUGCCUUUGCCCCUUGGGUAUCCCUGUCCCUAAAGGUCAUUGGCCUGCUAUGAGGACUUUCUCUUUCAACUGGACUGCCACUCUUCUCUGGACCUUAUUCUCUCAAGAUUGUUCCAGUUCUCCCUGGGUCAGGAUCCCCAACCACCCUUUGUCUCAUGGGCUACAAGAGAAAACCAAUUCCUUAUUCAUUCACUCACUCAGCAAGACCUGUGUGCGUUCACCAUGUGCCUGGCAUGGUUUUGGGUUCUUGGAACAGAGCCAUGAUUAAGAUACUCUGCUCUGCUGGUGCUUGCAUUCUGAUUGGCCAUUAGGCAGAGGAAACAUCUGAAUUACUGAGCAUGGCUUCAUAACAUGUUAAGAGCUAUGCUUGUUCUGUGAGAUAGGAAGACAAAAUGAUGUGAUAGCAUGUAACUGGGAGGGAGUGCUGCUUCAGACUGGUUUCAAGGAAGGCCUCUGCAGAGGUGCCUUUCAGACACCUGAAAAAUGAGGAGGCGCUAUACUGCCUGGGGAAACAGCAAAAAGCACAAUGACUCUGGGGCAGACAGAGGUGGUUGCUUGUCUCUGAAGAACAGAGAGAGCUGGAGAGGCUAGCGGGUAAUGAACAAAAGCUGGAACUGGGAUGUAGGCAAAAUCUUAUGUACAGUUUUAUAAAGAUAAGUUUGAACUGUAUUUAUAUUUUAUUACACCAAACAAUCUGAUUCUAGAAUAUUCUCUCCUCUAGAAUAUCCUAAGCCUUUUUAAAAAAAAAUCUUUUAAAAGGCCCAUUAACUACAUCUUCUACCAAAGAGCCUUCCAUGCCAGUGUCCACCUUAAGCAACCCGAAAAACUGAAUUUUUAACACUAAAGGUAUAUUGCUUAACCUCUCUCAGAUCAGAAUUUUAGGCAAGGCUCCCACUUUCCACUUGUGCAUUUUGUUUUCCUUCCCGUUAUAUUUAUGCAGUAUUUUUCAUCACUGUCAGAAACUACCGUUUUGAAAACUUAGCAUUGUAUUGAUAUUUUGCUUGUCAAUCCACAUCAUCAAUUGUAGUGAUUAAUACCUGAGUAGCUCCCUUUGGUCUUUCUCAGCCACUUCUAGUCCAGGACAUCAUCAUGUCACAUUUAAGCAUGUACCAUAACACCUUACCCGUUCACUUGGCCUUUGGCCUCUCUGUUUUUGAAACCAGCUUUCCCAAAGCUCUUUAGGCCUGUCACUCCCAUUACCUUUAAGUGAACCUUCAUUACUGUCAACAUGUUAUCGUAUGAAAUGAUGAUGUGUAAAUAUCGGGAAGGAUGAUGCCUAAUUAUUUGCUGAUAUGAUUGUACACCUAGAGAACACAAGGAAAUUAACUGAAAAGCUACUGGAACUAAUGAGGGAGGUCAAUAAGUCAACAAAAACCAAUAGCUUGUUUGUAUACCAGCAAUAACCUGGUAGAAAAUAAGACGCAAAAUUACCACGCUCAACAAUGCCUAAUCCUUGGAGCACCAGACGGGUCCUAAGUUCCAAGCAAAGGUGAGUGGAAUGGCCUUGUCUCAGCCCCAAACCACACAUUGUCACACAGGCCCUGAGAAGCUCUGCUGGUACCCAGAGUCCUGCUGAGUCUCUCAGAAAAUCGUUCAGUGGGUUCUGGUAUUCACCCCUCUAAAGUGGCUCAAACCCAGUGCCAGAGGCCAGGAAGGAGCUGAUCCCACACCUUUCAUGCCUUCUCCAAAUAAGAGAUGUUUUCUCCAAAGGCUGUGUUUCUCUUCUGUACAAGGGUAGCCCUGUCUCCAACAUUGAAAACAUUCUCAGACCCAAAGCAGAUUUAGCUUUUUGGAACAAUCAUCUGAAUCGUCUCCCAGGGACUUUUAGUUAAGUGCAGAGGAUUACUGUGUGAUUCUACUUAUGAGGUCCUUAGAGCGGUCAAAUCCAUAGAGACAGGAAAUAGAAUGGUGGUUGCCAGGGGCUGGGUAGAGUAGGCGCUAAGGGGUUGUUAUUUAAUGGGUACAGAGUUGCAGUUUAGGGAGAUGAAAAAUGUUCUGGAGAUGGAUGGUGAUGAUUGCACAACAAUGUGCAUGUACUUAAUGCCACUGAACUGUAUAAUUAAAAACAGUAAAUUUUAUGUAUAUUUUUUCACAAUAAAAAAUACAUAGGAUUGAUCACUGUAUUUACUCCCUUCCAAAAUCCCACCUAAAUGAAAGUAAAGGGACUUCCUUGGUGGUCCAGUGGUUAAGAAUCCGCCUGCCAGUGCAGGGGAAACGGGUUUGAUCCUUGCUCUAAGAAG
Messenger RNA from Aethalodelphis obliquidens (Pacific white-sided dolphin), 4335 nucleotides. It is a transcript of the gene ATXN3, whose product is annotated as ataxin 3. Gene Ontology annotation, molecular function: cysteine-type deubiquitinase activity. The transcript has 11 exons. The coding region runs from base 140 to 1294 and encodes 384 amino acids. The record is from RefSeq and is a predicted model, not a curated record. Gene Ontology annotation, cellular component: nucleus. NCBI's taxonomy places the organism in Eukaryota, Metazoa, Chordata, Mammalia, Artiodactyla, Delphinidae. Gene Ontology annotation, biological process: protein deubiquitination.